Molecule: messenger RNA, 546 nt
Organism: Fusarium vanettenii 77-13-4
Lineage: Eukaryota; Fungi; Ascomycota; Sordariomycetes; Hypocreales; Nectriaceae
Exons: 2
Coding region: 1-546 (181 amino acids)
Source: RefSeq, a predicted model, not a curated record
AUGGACCACGAUACGGUCAGCGCAAAGCCGCCGCGGCAUUGGCAACCUCAGCCUCCUCCCUCAUGGCCAGGGCUAGGUUGUCCAGCUCCAGCAACAAUUGUCGCCAUGGCCAUUAUCCUCCUUGUUAUAUCCAUCUUCAUCUCUGUCCUCCGCCAACUUCUCGAACGCCGCCUCGCUCAACGCAGAGGCUGGUUCCUCGAAACACCAUCCGCGCCCUCACCAACCACCAAACCAAAGCGCAAGAAGAAGGACGAGCGCAAGGUCCGUCCUGUGUCCGAGCUCGAGAUUGAAGGUCGCCAACUCCUCUUUCCGGACACAGUCACCCCCGGAGAGCGAGUGCCGCUGCGCGAUCCCCAUGCGCGGGGCUCUCUGUACGAUACUUUUCAGCUGCCUACAGAGCACGCAUCACGAUUAAAGCACGCACGGUCUAUGAUGGAAUUGAGUGGAGGAAACCCGCUUGAAGGAGCUGAUGAGAAGGAUGGUUCUAAGAAGGCCAAGACGAUUCAUUUACAUGGGACCAUUAACUUCAUCGAAAGCAUCGAUUGA